Molecule: messenger RNA, 2338 nt
Organism: Acyrthosiphon pisum (pea aphid)
Lineage: Eukaryota; Metazoa; Arthropoda; Insecta; Hemiptera; Aphididae
Exons: 2
Coding region: 1218-1556 (112 amino acids)
Source: RefSeq, a predicted model, not a curated record
UGAAUUUUGAAAGAAAUAGUUUUUGUUUAUAAGGAUCAUAUAAGUAAACAAUAUUAUCUGUGGGUACACAUAUGAAUACAAAAUAUAUUAUUUCGGUUGACUGACACGUAUAUAUACGCAUCUAGGGUGUAGCAAAAAAUGAUGUGAUUGACUAGGUAUGUAACAAAGUGACGACUUCAGUUCCGUUAUUAAUGUAACGUUUAAAAAAAAAUAUAAUUAACAAUAUUAUAGUAUUGGUUAGGUACCUAAAUCAAAAAACAAAAUAGGUUUUUAAUUGAUUAAAAUAAAAGUUACUCAUCCGUCUGUUCAUUCUGUUACACUCUGUAUACAAUGUACAAUGUGACAUCAUGUUCUAUAAGAUGUGAUAAAUCGCGAUCGUGAAUAAUUAAUAAAUAUACAAAUUUAACGGCGCGGCUAGAACCAUUUGAACAGUUAGGUAUAAUAAAAUCAAAAUUUCUCAAUAACGUAUCAUCACGAAUACAUAUCUUGUUUCCGUGGUAGUAGUGCUACGAUAUUUCUAAACAAUAUAUUAUAUAGAUACUCUACGCAAAGCGGUUUAUAACUAUAAAUUAUACAAUUUUGGGCUUUGAUAAUAAUAUUACAUUAUACCAUCAUAUAAUAUAGCGUAAUGGAUGUUACCGUUACCAAAGUCGUGAUCUCUGUGGACCAUAAUGUGCUUAGCAUCGAGUUGGCGUUCAACAUACUUCAGAGGAAAGUGUUCGCCGACAAUAAAUUGAACGUAUUUAUUUUAACUCUAGACGUGGACAAAGUAAAAGAAACGGCUGAACAUAUUAAAAAUUGUUGUUUCUCCAACCUGAAUGGUAGGUACUUAUACAUAUUGCAGAUCGUUAAGGUCUUAUAAAUAAUAAAACUUACAUUUACUUAAAGACGUUGGUAUGUGCCUAUAAAUAAAUAAUAGGUAUUAUUCUUACUAGAUUUUAUUGACAUACGGUAUGUCACAUGCCUAUGACAUUUUUGAGAAAAAUAGAAAAUCGAUCUCUAUUAGUUCUUAAUAAUUUAACAGGCUAUAAUCCAUAAUACUAACUACUAAUCAUAAUAGAAAAAAUAUAUAUUGUAUUAUACAAUUUAGAUCGUUUAAAAAGAUCUUAUAAGUACUAUAAUAUUUAAUUAUUACUAUAUAGAUAUAAUAUUGCUUAGCAAUCAGAAAUUUAAAUAAUUCAUAUCGAUUCGGAGAUUCGUCUAUCAAGACAUUAAUAAUGAUAAAUCCGUUUGCAGAAUUAAUCGUGACCGGAGAUUACCACGACGCGUUCCGGAAGGCCGACUAUCUCCUGAUAAUGACCGAUUUGAACGUGCCGGAUCGGAAAGUUAUCGAAAGCGUCCAAAACUUAGACCAUGUUUUCAAAAAGGCUAAAUCGUUCGAUCGACUGGCCAAUCCGGAUGCAAGGAUCGUCGCGAUGGGACCGUGGUCCAACACGUGGUUACAGAUUUUCGCUGAAGUCGCGACACGCCUGCAAAAGUGCAACUUUACCGGUUUGUCUAGACAUCACGUGAGUAAAGCGUUGGGGCUCAUCGCACGAAAACUCGACGUAAGUUGAUCGUGUAUAAUAUUAUCAUGUCAUAAUGAUAUAUAUAUAUCAGUAUAUUGUAUAUAUAGUAAUAUGCAAUAAUAUCAAUAACAUAAUAUUGUUAUUCUGACUUAUUCAUAUAAUUAUACCUCCAAUGCUGAGGUUUCGUUGUCGACGAGUUGUUUUAUAACGUUAUAUGAACAUCACACAAUGACACACAUACAUCGACGAUUUCGUUAUGAAAUUUAGCAACGAUUAUACGUAAAAAAACAGAGCACGCAUAGUUCAAAGAUGAAUAGUAUAAAAUCUUUCGAAAUAGAAAUAACAACACGAUUAAAUAGGCUCAAUAGAAUUCCUGUAUAGGUACGACGAAACUUAUCCAUAAUGCUUAUAUCUUUCAUACUUUAAAUGUUGAUUAUAAUAUUAUAAUUAUGUCGUUAUAAUAUAGACUAUAUAGACCGUAUAGUAGUACCCGCUUCGUAUUCAACGUAGAAUGGAGUGUUUGUUUUCAUUGAAAAUGAAAAUACAAAAAACACUGUCAGUGAGCCAUGAUUGAGACUCGCUAUAGAUAUAGAAAUGAGAAUAUGACAUAACAUAUCGAAAUAUUUACUAUUUAUUUUCUAAUUUUAUUACCACCAACGCUAACAUUUUUCAAAACUAAGGGUUCGUUACAAUAAUAUGCAGCCUAAACACUAUUUUCGGGUAUAUUUACCUAUAAUCUUGUGGUUAUUCACUCAGUUAUUGUAGGUACCUACCUAUUUAUUAAUUUAUGAAAAAAUAAACACAAUUUUCUUUGUUGAUAACCAAUAACC